This is a messenger RNA of Hypoxylon trugodes, 3966 nucleotides long. RefSeq names its product putative histidine kinase SlnCl1. The transcript is spliced from 2 exons. Lineage: Eukaryota; Fungi; Ascomycota; Sordariomycetes; Xylariales; Hypoxylaceae. Gene Ontology annotation, molecular function: phosphorelay sensor kinase activity. Gene Ontology annotation, biological process: phosphorylation; phosphorelay signal transduction system. The record is from RefSeq and is a predicted model, not a curated record. Bases 226 to 3759 code for a protein of 1177 amino acids.
UGUAUAUUUUGAGUCGGCUAGAGAGAUAGAGGCACGAGACGAGAUCGGAAGCUUACCUCGUGAGGGGAGUCGACCAAUUCUCCAUCCUCUACUUUCUUUUUGGAUAUUUUCCUUUUCCCUACUACUCCUCCGACUUCUGAUCGAACACGAAUACCACAACCCGCAACGCUUGGAGGAUGCAUGUGUCAAAGCAUCUCUUAAUCUUCCCGUUAUAGAACUGGAAUAAUGCGAGUUGCGAUACGGGAGCAGUUAGCGGCACUUGUGCUGCUCGCUGUACUCGUCGCUCUCGCUAUUGUUUCUAUACCUACAUGGAUCUUUGUGAAUCGCUUCGUCGUAGGAGUUGAGACCAGUGGUCUUUCUUUAACCGCGUCUCUUAAGGCGGCCCAAGUCGCUUCCGAGAUUGAACUGAUUCAGACAACAUGCAACCAUAUAGCCACGAGAUUACUCCUCCAGGACGUUCUUCUAGCCUUUUACCGCGGCAAUGCUUCCCAGAAUCUUUGGGAUCAGGCUACUCUCGAUAUUCAAAGCGCUCUCAUCUCUCGCACGGGCAUCUCUGCCAAUCUCCUACAAGCAAGACUCUAUUCGCGAAAUGAAACUGGCGAUCAACAACAAGGACUUCUUAGCAUCACUGGAGCUAAUAUCUCCGAAGUCAGACUACCGUACGAGGCGUCCGACGGAUCUCAAGCCGUCUUAGGCGAUAGCGCUUCGGGCUUUCCUCCCAUGUUGUAUCCAAACAUAACCUAUUACAAUUCCACGGACCCUGAUCCAGCCUAUCCAGGCCAUACAGCUGUCGUAGCCAGGCCUUUUCCGGAUAUUCGUAUCGACUCAAGUGUGGAUGGGAUGGUGUUGGGACCACUAGUUAUUAACGAAACAUACGCCCUACUCUCACUAACAAUCCCCAUUCGCGAUAAUCAAGACGACGACAUAAUACUUGGGUAUAUGACGACCGUUGCCGAAGCCACGUCGCUCAUUACCAUUGCUAGUUCGAAAGAAGGUUUAGGCGAUACUGGUUCCGUUUUGAUUAUUGGCCCUUCAACCGGAUGGAAUCGAUUUAGCAAAUUUAACUUGCCCGCAAACGCUAGUCACGAUGCGGCAUCCAACUUUUCGAAUGUCGAUGUCAAUUUCGUUCUACCACCGCGACCGAUGAAAGGUCAAACCGAUCGACAUACCUUGCAUAAUUAUGCUUCUGGCAAUUACGACCAACCAUUCAAAAUCUCCCAAUAUGAUGCAGCAUAUAAAGCUUUCACCAACCGAAAUCGCGCAGUCAACAACGCUAGUAGCUUGCUUUCAACGAAAAACGAGCAGGGCAUUGAUGUGGCAGUUGGAUUUGCUCGACCGCAAACCACUUUGGUAAAUUGGACGCUCAUUGUGGAACAGGACAAGUCCGAAGCGUAUAUCCCGAUUGACACACUUCAGCAUAUACUCCUUGCGUGUGUAUUCGGAACGGUUGGACUUACACUCCUCUUGGUAAUCCCAUGCGCCCAUCUAAGCGUUUUGCCUAUUCGGAGAUUAAAGGCUGCGACCGAGAAAUCCAUUGCUCCACCUGGUUACGAUGAUUAUCUGGACGAUCUCGACUACGAUGAAGAUGACGAGGAGCGACAAGGAUCAGGCGGUGGGAGUCGAAAAUCGGGUAAUGGGACUAUUAUUCGACUAAGAAGAUUCAUUCGGAGACAUACGCGAUCAAUGAUCUCCCCGUCCGUUCACGACAGCGAACCCAGAAGGCGGAUUUUUAAGAUUCCUGGAAAAGUCAACGAUCGCAAGCAUUAUGUCACAGACGAACUUACGGAAUUAACCACAACUUUUAACGAGAUGAGCGAGGAACUUUUAAGACAAUAUACUUCUUUGGAAGACAAAGUUGCCGAACGAACACGAGAACUUGAAAUUAGUAAAAAGGCAGCCGAGGCCGCCAAUGAGAGCAAGACUUUGUUCAUCGCCAAUAUUUCCCACGAACUUAAAACGCCUCUGAACGGUAUUCUGGGUAUGUGCGCGGUUUGCAUGGAAGAAGAUGACUUGUUGCGGAUUAAGCAAUCUCUGAAAACGUUAUACAAGUCUGGUGACUUAUUGUUACACCUUCUUGAGGACCUGCUGAGUUUCUCAAAGAACCAAAUUGGCCAGCAAUUGAGUCUGGAAGAAAGAGAAUUCCGACUAGGAGACAUCCGAUCGCAAGUUGCAACGAUUUUCGACAAGCAAGUUCGUGAAGGCGCAAUUGACUUUUCAGUUGCUUUCCUGGGUACCGAACCCGAUAUGAGCCCUAGUCCCGAUCGAGUGGAAUUGGAUCAGAGACUUCCAGCAAUCGGCCCCUUGGGGACCGGUAGGCUAAAGGAUAUGUGUCUAUGGGGUGACCAGCAUCGAAUUUUGCAAGUGCUCAUCAAUCUUGUGAGCAACAGUCUUAAAUUCACGCCGCCGGGAGGAAAAGUUUCUGUCCGGAUAAGGUGUCUACGAGAAAUCGAAGCGCCUUUCGACGUUAGUAGAAGUUCAUCCUUAUCCAAAACUGGAUCCAGUCGUCCAGGCAGGAGUAGACACAGGAUGGGCUCAGGAUCAAAUAAGUCUAAGAGCUCAAAUGAGAUCUCGACCUCUCAGACCCAAUUUAAAGGGACUGGCACAGCGCUGUCGAUUAAUCCUUUAGACCCUAAAGUUGCGCCCCACGUACGCAUACGUGAGAGGUCGCCAACGCCGCCUCCGCCCAGCGCGAAAUCAUUUCUUUUCGAAUUCGAAGUAGAGGAUACCGGACCAGGUAUUCCCGACCAUAUGCAGCAACGGGUUUUCGAACCAUUCGUCCAGGGAGAUCUUGGCCUCAGUAAAAAGUUCGGAGGAACUGGUCUGGGCUUGAGUAUCUGUCAACAGUUGGCAAACCUCAUGGGAGGAAGUAUUACGCUUAAGAGUGCUGUUGGUGUUGGUACAACUUUUACUAUGCAAAUUCCUCUGAAGUAUACCAAGGAUAGGGCUUCGAGUACAGCUUCAAGCAGUGUUAAUUCACGACCACCAAGUAUAAGCAGCUCAGCGGACGGCGAUGCGCGAAAGAAUUCUCUUACAUUAACACAGACCACGGCGGGUGCUAAAGCCAACGUGCUUGAUCAGCAGCCACGCCUGGUUGGGUUGAGCCAGCCUUUCUUCGCUACGAAUCCCGGUACAAAGAUAGAACCAUCCCCAGAUGAUCGAAUGAAAGCCAUAGAGAUGGCCAAAGAAAGCAAAGGCGACGGAAAGCUUCGAGUUCUCGUUGCUGAGGAUAAUCCCACCAAUAUCGAAGUUGUCAGCAGGAUGUUAAAAUUGGAAGACGUAUACGACGUAACCAUCGCGAAAGAUGGACAAGAAGCAUACGAACUUGUCAAGGUGAAUAUGGAGAACAACCUCUACUUCGACUUGAUCUUCAUGGACAUCCAAAUGCCCAAUCUCGAUGGCCUUCAGAGCACUCGUCUCAUCCGAAAGAUGGGGUAUUCAGCACCGAUUGUCGCCUUAACAGCGUUUUCGGAGGAGAGCAAUAUUAAAGACUGCAUGGAAUCUGGAAUGAACGAGUUCUUAAGCAAGCCUAUUCGCCGGCCAGCACUCAAGCAGGUUCUUAAGAAGUUCGCCACGAUCCCCGAAGAACCGGAGACAGCGUCUCAAUUAACACGAAAAAGUACACCCGAGAAAGGCGAGCGUCCCAUUGUAGGCCACUCACCGAAUGGGGACACCACCUCUCGACCAGCAAUCAUAAAAUCCGACUCCAAGGACCAUUCAAUUGUGAAUGGAACACAUCCAACUGCGGAUAUAACGUGCUAACGUUAUUUUAAAAUAUCACUAUCAUAUACGUCCACAUCGAUACUUACUAUAUACACCGACGAGUCACAAUAUUCCUAACAUUAUCAUCGAUACCUAUCCACCUAUAUAAUCUUGCAUUUUUUUAUUAGCGGAUUUUAUUGUCAUAUUACAUGUUAUUCAUAUACUAGUUGUGGACGAGUUACAAUUACCUCCACUGCAUUCUUACUA